This is a messenger RNA of Cyphellophora europaea CBS 101466, 1485 nucleotides long. RefSeq lists its product as uncharacterized. Gene Ontology annotation, cellular component: vacuolar membrane; GATOR1 complex. Gene Ontology annotation, biological process: negative regulation of TORC1 signaling; positive regulation of autophagy. The record is from RefSeq and is a predicted model, not a curated record. NCBI's taxonomy places the organism in Eukaryota, Fungi, Ascomycota, Eurotiomycetes, Chaetothyriales, Cyphellophoraceae. Gene Ontology annotation, molecular function: GTPase activator activity. The transcript has 2 exons. The coding region runs from base 1 to 1485 and encodes 494 amino acids.
AUGUCUAUCAAGGCUAUCUUCUACAGCAAAUUCGACCCUCAGCAAGCAGGGCCCAAGGUCAUCCAUCAGGUCCCAGACGAUGCCAUACUCACGUCGACCGACUUAUCACUCUCCACGUCCUCCAUUCUACCUCAACCGACUCAGGGGCCAAGCUCGUCCGCACUGCUCUCAUUUCCGGCUGUUUCCCGCUUUGUGAUACCGCGGCAGUCCUUGUGCUCAAACCUCAUCACCCUCAUUCCACCCCCUCUGCAUCCAGGCCAGCCACCUCUCUUCCUGCUUUCGUACCCGCUUUGCAUCCGCUCGGCCAGCUACACUCGCAAUGAGUUCAUAUUCAACUUCUCCAUCCUCCUUUCGGACCCGGCCGAAGUCGACGUCCCUUCCUACAAAUCCAUACUGCUGAAGCUGUCUCAUCUGCUGCUUUCACUAGAAGAGCAAUCCUUCUACCUCUCUUCCGACCCCUCGGCCCCAAACACCGGCCCCAUCUACGCCAUCAUCGAAACCCUUAUGUCCGACCUCAACAACUACUACGAAUGCAUGAUUCCCAUCGAUGGCUCGAACACGUUACAUCUGAAACUGUUCCCGACACUCCCCUCCCCGCCUCCGGUCAAAGCCUGGCACGUUCCCCUUUUCACCGUCCGCAUCAGCACCCUCCUGGACGAGAAUUGGGAUCUCACCAUGCAACGCAUUAUCCCCUAUAUCAACGGCGUGAACUCCCUCGCCCGGAUCGCCGCCCUGGCCGAUGCCGAUCUGAAGCUCACCAAAAAAUGCAUCAAGCACCUGCUAUACUACGGCUGCGUCCUACUGCUCGACAUCUUCAGCUUCAGCAACAUCUACGCCCCCACCGCAGACUUCACCUCCUUGAUCGUCACCAACCAAGACAUGCAAAAGGAGUGCGCCCGCUACGUCAACAUCCGCGGCGGCAAAGCCGCCGAGGAAGCCAUCGUCGACGGCUCCUUCAGCCGCUCCAAAGCCGGCGACGCCGACAACGACGAAGACAUUUGGCCCCUGACCGGCCGCGGGGACGUCGUAGACGGCGUGGCCAUCGUGCAGCUGUUCGCCGCCAUGCGCCAGGGUCUGACGGUGCGCGAGUGGUACCGGCAGAACGCAGACAUGCUCGCGAGCGUAGACCUGCGACGCUUCGUCACUUUUGGCGUCAUCAAGGGCCUGCUGUACCGCGUCCACCGCUACGCAUUCCGCGAAGGCAAGACGUCACGCUAUGGCAACGGUGGGGGGGGGAGCGGUGGCGGCGGCGACCAGACCUUCAACAGCACAGAGUACAGCAACGGCCUCGGGGGGCGCGACCACGGCACGGCCAAGUAUGAUGAGGAAGAGGCAUCGGCGGAGCUCAACAAGCGCCUCCUGCCGUUCCUGGAUGGAACGCACUGCUUCGAUGAGAUGUGCACCGAGCUGGAGAUCAGCGAGCGCGAGCUGACCGAGAGGUUGAAGAGCGGUGAGGUCGGCGAAGUAGCGAUAAUAUCUAAAUAA